Colletotrichum truncatum is the source of this 3027-nucleotide messenger RNA. Its product is annotated as ATP dependent dna ligase domain protein. The record is from RefSeq and is a predicted model, not a curated record. NCBI's taxonomy places the organism in Eukaryota, Fungi, Ascomycota, Sordariomycetes, Glomerellales, Glomerellaceae. Gene Ontology annotation, biological process: double-strand break repair via nonhomologous end joining; nucleotide-excision repair, DNA gap filling; DNA recombination. Gene Ontology annotation, molecular function: ATP binding; DNA binding; DNA ligase (ATP) activity. Gene Ontology annotation, cellular component: DNA ligase IV complex.
AUGCCAUUUCCUUUUGUACUCGUUUGCGACCUUCUAGAGCAAGCUCAUAGACAAUGCAAAUCUGGCAGAAAGAACCUCAAACAACUAGUGUCCGAUUGGUUCGCGCGACAUCGCCGAAGCAUCGACAACCCAACAACUGAUGCAUCCGCUUUACUCUCUAUCCUCCUCCCAGACAGGCGUACCGAUCGUGUAUAUGGCUUACAAGCCAUAAGACUGUCAAACAUUGUGGGCAGAGCUCUCGGUGUCAGCAGGACAAAGAGGCAAGACGAGCUGCGGCGCUUUGAGAAGCCUGGCUUGAGUUUAGAUCUGGCCGACUGCAUUGAAAAUAUCCUCAGAGAGACACCAAACCCGUUUUUCUCCGAACAGGGUGCCGUCACUGUCGAGGAGAUCGAUACUGUUCUAAACAGCCUCGCAGCAAGCUGCAAAUUUAGCUCUCCUGCAAUUCAAGCGUCACAGCCUCGUCCAGGGAGUAGCGAACGGGAAGAACUCGUUGCCAAUUUGUACAAAUGCCUACAAGCCAGAGAGGCCAAGUGGCUUACCCGUCUAAUCCUCAAAAACUACCAACCAAUAAUGUUUGAUCCAGGACACGUCUAUUACUGCUAUGAUCCGAUGCUUCCCAACAUCUUGAGAGUUCAAGAGGAGUUCUCUGUGGCGUUGUCUCUGGUGCAGAAGUUGAGAAGCGAUUCCUCGUUUCGCAUUGGAGGUGACUUACUGAAGCAUUUAACCCCUGUUCUGGGUGUGAAGGUUGGUAGGCAACCAUGGCUUAAAGGACGCAGCAUCAAGCACUGCAUGAAUAUUGGCCAUGGCUGGAUGAGCUGCGAGAAGAAGAUUGACGGUGAAUACUGCCAAGUCCACGUAGACUUAAGCAAGGGACGCAACUGCAUCCAGAUCUUCUCUAAAAGUGGCAAGGACAGUACAUUGGAUCGCAUAGCCCUGCAUGGAGCAAUCUGCGACUCACUAGACAUUGGAAAGACUACCUGUAAGUUGUCGAGGGGAUGCAUUUUGGAGGGUGAGCUGGUCGUCUACAGUGAUAAGGAUAAGAAGAUCCUCCCUUUUCAUAAGAUACGCAAAUACGUAUCAAGAUCGGGUAGAUAUCUACAUACCGAAGAGGACUCACAGCGACAUCAUUAUGAGCAUCUAAUGAUUGUUUACUUUGAUGCUCUUCUGAUUGACGAUGAGUCGCUGCUUGGUGCCUCACACAGUGAGCGUUUCAAACGUCUCACUGAUCUGAUACAUUGUCGAGAGGGACAUGCCGAGUUGGUAGAACGUCAAGUUAUCCGCCUCGACCAUCCAUUGGCAGCAUCUCACCUAAGAAAGGCCUUUGCCAAAUCCAUAACAGCACGAGAUGAAGGGUUGGUCUUGAAGCCGGACGACCCAUACUUCAAUUUUUGCAAGGACCGUCGGUCCUUUUCUAGUUGCCCUAUCAAGUUAAAAAAGGAGUAUAUUGGCAGCUUUGGGGACGUGGGCGACUUUGCUGUUGUAGCAGCUCGUUACGAUGCAGACAAAGCAAAAUGCUAUCCUAUCCCAAAUCUUCAAUGGACACACUUCUACCUUGGCUGUCUCGACAACAAGGAAGACGUUGAGAGAUACCAGGCACGGCCUGAAUUCACAGUGGUUCACCAGGUGGAGCUCAACGAGACCCUCCUCAAGACUGUUAUCACCUACGGCAGGCCCAUGCCGGUGUCAUUUGAGGACAACACCACUCUCAUACUCCGCAUCAAACCGGGCAUCGCUCAACACGGGAUGCCAAGCGUAGUUUUCACCGAGCCUAUGGUGUUUGACGUCCGCUGUUUCUCGUUUGAUAAGGAGGGAAACACCGGCUUCUGGCAACCAAGGUUUCCUCAGAUAUCAAAAGUUCAUUUUGACAGGUCCUUCAUUGACACCAUCUCCUUUGCCGAAUUGCAGCAGAUAGCAGAGGAUGCAACAAAAACGCCUGCUAUGGAAGACAGUCAAGAAUUGCUCGACUGGAUCGCCGCGUUAGAAGGUGCAGACCCACGUGGUAUUCCCGUAGAUGCUAUCAGCCAAUCGACGACCACUUCUCUCCUGACACCAUCUCGCACGUCUUCUGUCAGACCAUCGACCUCGCCAGCUCCGAUGUUCUUUGAAAGCCCAAGCUUGGCGCGUCGAUCCCUCCCGGCCUUGCUCGAGGUCUCAGAGACUCCAGCUGUUCCCACGCCAACUGCGCUGGCCCUUAAGGGUACAACCACCAAGCCUUUGGAGAAGCUUGUUAACGAGACAACAACCGAGGUGCUCAACACCAGUAAGCGAGCCCAAGGAAGCACCAACCCAUCCUCACGCGAAAUGAAGAGACUGAGAGUUUUAUCAGAGUCUGGCAUGGACAACCAAGACCCACCUAGUUCGCAAGCCCGGCAGCCGUUGAGAGAAAGGAGCGUCAACCAGGACAGUUCGUCUCCCCAUGCCUCCCAGCAGUCGGUAUUGGGAGGUCACGGGGAAACAGCUCCAGCAUUGCCUCUGCAGACGCAGACCAAAACGGUACUCCCGCCUUCCAGUGACGCCCAACUACGACAUGUUCCGGCUAUUUCAAAGCCGAACGAUAGACACACCAAAAUGACGCAACUGCGGCAGCCAUCUCUAACCAACCAAAAGUGCGAAAACGCAGGCGACAACUGUCUCUUAGCAAAUCGGAUUGCUCUACUGGCCCCAUGCAUCGCCAACCAGUCCUGGGUCACCGAAAACCUCCUCGCUUCUCACGGAAUUCGUGAGUGGACAGCGGAGCUACAGGUAUGGAUCAACAGGACACCUCCGCCGACCCCAUCUCAGUCGAACAAGAAGCGCGUUCGGAAGAUUUGCUUCGUCGAGCAUAAUCGCAAAGAGGCUACCCGAGCUUUCAUGAAACAAAUCCUUGAUAACCCACACUAUCUGCCUAGUGGCAAGCGUGAAUGGAUCGAGGUGUACGACUGGCGUCUUUUGGAAGAUAUAAGUUCUUUAGAGAAGUUGCAAAAGGGCUCUCGGCCGUUGGCAGAGCACCCGAACCCGAAGCGCAAAUGGUUUGUCGGGCUAGUUUGA